This is a messenger RNA of Penicillium alfredii, 1524 nucleotides long. RefSeq lists its product as uncharacterized. Bases 1 to 1524 code for a protein of 507 amino acids. Gene Ontology annotation, cellular component: membrane. Gene Ontology annotation, molecular function: transmembrane transporter activity. Gene Ontology annotation, biological process: transmembrane transport. The transcript is spliced from 6 exons. The record is from RefSeq and is a predicted model, not a curated record. NCBI's taxonomy places the organism in Eukaryota, Fungi, Ascomycota, Eurotiomycetes, Eurotiales, Aspergillaceae.
AUGGAUACUAUUGCUCCGUCGAAACGGGACGUGGAAUUAAUCGAAGAUGUCAAGGCUGUACCUCUGCAACAGCUUCCUCUCCCCGAAGAACUUGCAUCUCAUGAAGCCCAUGAGCUUCAGAAGCUCGAGGCCGGCCUUGUACGAAGGCUGGAUACUUGUCUGCUUCCUGCGGUCAUUAUCCUUUUCUUGAUGAACAUUCUCGACCGGAAUAACAUCGCCAACGCAAAGAUAGCUGGACUCCCCGAUACCCUCGGCAUUACGAACACGCAGUAUAACACCUGCCUGAUGAUAUUCUAUGUUGGAUAUAUAAUCACUCAAGUCCCCUCCAACAUGGUGAUCACCAAAGUUCAGCCAUCCAUCUACAUCGGCGCCGUGACUGCCAGCUGGGGCGUGGUGUCCAUGUGUCAAGCCUUCACGCAUAACUUUGCUGGGUUAUUGCUGUGUCGGUUUGUCUUAGGGCUGGUCGAAGGACCCUUCUUACCAGGGGUGUUCUUCUUGAUGUCAUGUUGGUAUAAGCGGGCAGAGCUACCCCCGCGAAUUGCACUUCUCUAUGGUGCCAAUAUGCUGGCCAGCGCAUUUGGCGGACUGAUUGCUGCGGGUAUUGUUGCGCGCAUGGAGGGCAAGCUGGGUCGACCGGCGUGGGAAUGGCUUUUUAUCAUAGAAGGAUCCAUGACGGUGGUGAUUGCGUUACUAGUGAUCCCCCUGAUUCCCGACUAUCCCGGACUCACCAAGCGAUGGUGGCUGACCCAGGAGCAUCAAUUGCUGGCUGACUGGCGACUGCGUAAUGAGAACGCCGGUCUUGUCGACAACGACCCCGACUCGUUAUUCUGGGGCGUAAAGCAAGCAGUGGUCGACCCAAAGCUGUACAUGUUCAUCGUCUUGCAAAUGGCACUCAUAACAGCCCAAUCCUUCAACAACUUCUUCCCGUCGAUCGUCAGCACCCUGGGAUACGAUGAAACCAUCACGCUGCUGCUUACCGCUCCGCCCUAUGGCUUUGCAUUUGUCUGCUCUCUAAUUAUCUCUUUCCAUGCGGCUCACAAGCAAGAACGAGGUUACCACAUCUCCAUUCCAUUGCUGUUUGCACUGCUGGGGAACCUGUUGGCAAUGCUCGUCCCAACCACAGGCGGUCGCUACUUCAGCAUGUUCCUAAUGACCGCGGGCUCAUACUCACCCUACAAUCUCUGCGUCUCAUGGCUGAGCUCAUCACUACCUCGUCCCAAAACAAAACGUGCAACUGCACUGGCUAUUGUCAACUUGAUGGGCGCUGGCGUGGCCCAUUUCUAUACCUCGUAUAUGUUCCCAGACUCACAGAAGCCUCGUUACUAUGCCGGUGGUGGAGUCAUGAGCGGGGCGUGUCUGGUCUGCGCGAUAAUGGCGCUGGGGAUCAAGUGGCAUUUGAAGCGAGAGAAUGCCGAGCUUGCGAGGGCUGAGCUGGAGGAGGGGGCGUUGGCGGGAUCGGCGAUUGCAGGGCCCAAGACUGGAUAUAGGGCGGAUGGGGUGGUUUCCUUCCGAUAUGUGCACUGA